AUUGUCCAAUAUGCCCUGCUCCCUUCCAUUUUUAGAAUCGCCUGCCAGUAUUUCAUUGGGGGAAAAGGUGAUUAAUAUGAAUGUGGAGCUCGGCUUUCUUCCUGAUGUAAGCACGAUUUUCCAAAUGUAUAAAAAACAGCGGCAUUUUUUUGGACUUCCUCUGCAUGAAAACACUUUUCUACCUACAGUAUAUAUGUUAUCUUUUUUUUUUUUAAAAAGUGAUUAUCCGCUCAAAGCGUUUAACGCAAUUUAUACACGUGUGCACGGGCAUGUUCAGAUCUAAAAUUCGGAAUCAGGAGAUGAUGGAGGAAUGUUUACACCUCCGUUACUACAGAUGAUUAAUAUUGCUUAAAACUUCAGUUGCCCUCCCGGGAGGAACGACUUGUCUGACCCGGAAGGUAAUGGCGGUCGCACGCUGGGCCGAGGGAGUCUGAGAGUCGAGGAAGCUUCCCUGGUUGCCUGGACACGGAGAGCAAGACCUGCCAGCCGCUUCAGGAAGCGCUCGUGCGGCGAUGACGGCGUACCGGUGCUCAAUCUAAGAAGUAGCUGUAAAAUAAACAACAGUCUUCUGCACAUCACAUGUACAAGAAUCUUUUGAAAAAGAAACAAAAGGGUAAAAAAUUACACCUUCUCUUUGACACAGAGACCAGUAAACCGUUUUUUGCUCCUCCGUCUGAAUGCAAGCUGCAGAGAUUGCACAUCAGAUCUCGGAACACAGCAGAAUCAGGUUUCCCUUCACAAUCAGAUGUCUUUCUGCCUGACUGAGCUGCACUUGUGGUCCUUGAGGAGUUCCUUGCAUGUCAGGGAUACUGAUAUUGGCACGUAUCAGUACUAUGAUAAAGGGGAACCAGUAACACCGACUGAACGUCACUACUUUGAAGAGAAGCAGCAUUUUUUAGAAACUCGUGGCUAUCCAUGGACUCUCAAGAACAAGCGUCCCGAGAAACUUCGAGACACACUCAAGGAGCUGGAGGAGCUGCUCCACAGCAGUCGGUGUGUUCGAAGCAAAUGGAAGAACAAGCACUUCUGUCAGCUGAUCCUAGGUUCAGGUGUGCUGGUGUCUCUGAGCUUCUCAGGGCCACAGCUGGAAAAAGUGACAAUUGACAGGACCCUAGUGGGCAAGCUGGCCGCAGACACCAUCAGCGAUGCUGUACUCACUGACAGAUUCAUAAUUUUGACAUUCCUGGAGAAAAACAAGGUUUGCUACAUCCAUUUCACAAAGAAGCAAAGCUCCCCAGACUUCAGCAAGAGGGCAGAAAAGUUGUCCCUUUCCGAACUUAAGAUCUCCUAUGUGGAUUUACCCGGGCCUGCCGGACGCAGACUGGACCGCCGGGUGGCUGUGAACUGCUUGCAGGAUGUAGUGAUUUGCUGGUGGCCAGCAGUUAAUGAGGAUGCCUGGCCUUGGUCUCCCAUUUCCAGCGAGAGGGACCGAGCUAACCUGGUGCUGCUGAGCUGCUCAAACGCUAGCCUGAAGGUGCUGAGCUGCAUUCGCACAGAGUGGGACCCUCUGGACUGCGGCUUCAGCAGCAACCAGCCCUACCAGCUCCUGACCGUGGAGCGCUCGCAGGGCCCCGAGCAGGAGGAGAUGGCGGAUAGCUGCGUGUACGAGUGCGCGAGGAGCCGUGUCCAGCGUGUGGCCGUGACCGGCAUCCCCCUGGGCUCCAAGGCCAUCUCCUGUAGCCGGGACCCCACGGAGGACAAGCUGCUCCUGGGCUGCCUGGACUCCUCCCUGGUGCUGUACGACGCGCACCGCGGGGUCACGCUGCUGGCCCAGGCAGCCGUGCUGCCCUCCCUCUUGGCCUGGCACCCCGGGGGGGGGUUGCUCAUGGCGGGCAGCAGCCAGGGAGAGCUGCAGUGUUUCGACUCAGCCCUCUCACCCCUCAAGACACAGCUCCUGGCAGAGGACCUGAAGCCCGCCACCACUUUCCAGUUCAGCCAGCACCUGGAGACGCCAGGCAGCCUGAGCCACCUGCAGUGGGCAGCGGCCCUCUCUCCCCCUCAGAGCACAGACAGCCUGGAGGUUCACAACCUGCUGUUUGUCUGCUUUGAUGGGGGACCACUGGGAGCCCUGCACUUCAAACCAGGAGUCCUGAAUCUGGGGCAGCUGGGGCCAGUCGACAUGACCCUUCAGUGUAUCCGCUGUCAGCAGAUCGAAGAGGCUAUUAACAUCUUGAGUGGCAUCAACUGGAACACAAUGGGACCAGACUGCUACAGGUGUCUAAGUGCCAUUGUGGAUCAUCUUCUCAGGCAGAAGUUAACAGCAGAACGGGAAGCUCAGCUGGAAGCAGCCCUUGGAACAUUCUAUGUUCCUUCCAGACCCCUUUCAGAAACGGCAGUGCUAGAAUACCGCGACCCUAUCAGCAAAUACGCUCGCCGCUUCUUUCAUCACCUGCUCAGGUACCAGCGAUUUGAAAAAGCAUUUCUGCUUGCAUUGGACAUUGGAGCUCGUGACCUGUUUAUGGACAUCCAUUACUUAGCGCUAGAUAAGGGGGAACUGGUGCUGGCUGAAGUCUCGAAGAAAAAGGCUAAUGAAAUUGAUGCAGAAUCAAUAUCCACUGGACUGGAGCAGGGAUCUUUGAAUGGUGGUGAGCCUCUGGACGAAGGACUCCGCAGUUCUCCUGUGGACAGAUGGAGGAAGGCUCAGAGCCCACCAGGUCCCGGAACAGGAGGAAGCCACUCGUCCUUUCGCGCGGCCUCGGAGAGCAGCUUGCACUUUCCGCCUCCCGGCCACACCCUGACAGGCAGGUUGGGGAGGGAGCUGGGCAUCGAGGCCUAUGAGGCUGCCCUGACAGGGGACCCCUGGGCCCGGACACAGGCAGGAAACGAUCAUGCUGGCAAUGUAGAUCAGGUCACUGAAGAAUCCGGAUCUCUGAAAGUCAUCCAUUUUGGUUUAGUUUAAACGGUAUUUUUCUGGGGAGUUUAACCUUCAAAUAUACUGUAUAUUUACAAUUAAAAGGCUGUUUUAUAUCUUAUUUCAGUUUUCAGAUUAUUCUUCCCA
Lepisosteus oculatus (spotted gar) is the source of this 2998-nucleotide messenger RNA. RefSeq names its product WD repeat containing planar cell polarity effector (gene wdpcp). The record is from RefSeq and is a predicted model, not a curated record. Gene Ontology annotation, biological process: cilium organization; nervous system development; establishment of protein localization. Gene Ontology annotation, cellular component: axonemal basal plate. Lineage: Eukaryota; Metazoa; Chordata; Actinopteri; Semionotiformes; Lepisosteidae. Gene Ontology annotation, molecular function: protein binding.